Molecule: messenger RNA, 894 nt
Organism: Penicillium robsamsonii
Lineage: Eukaryota; Fungi; Ascomycota; Eurotiomycetes; Eurotiales; Aspergillaceae
Product: Dimeric alpha-beta barrel
Exons: 5
Coding region: 1-894 (297 amino acids)
Source: RefSeq, a predicted model, not a curated record
AUGCGGGCUCAACGUGCCGAUCCCUCUGAUACUCCAACUGCGGAGGGUCUCCUGAAGGAUGAUUUUGGUGAAUAUACAAUUAGGACUGAAAAGUUCAACGACGCGAAUGAUUGGUAUUGCAGACAUCAUUAUGUCCGCGAUGGUGGGGUUUAUGGCUACCAUUACGCCCAUCUGAAUGGCUUGUACUACUCCAAAAACCCAGAUGGAAGUUCGGAGAGCGUAAAUCCCAUCUUGAAGGAAGCUUCGUAUACGUUACCGGGAAACAAAAUCCCGAUAGAUUACUCAGAUGAAGUCGACUGGGAGAGAUUGAAUGAGAUACCCGACCCUUGCGUCGCAAGAGCCUCUGUAACCCACAAGCUUUUGGGAGAAUUUCUGCAGAAAUUAAAGAACCAAGAAGAGAAGAUUGUCGCCAUUGACCAGGCCAAAAAAAGAGCCACCUGGAAAAGAAGGUUGAAAGGGAAAGAAAGUCCAGACAUGAUCACCGAAGACGAGGCCGAAGAGACCGAGUGUGAGACCGAGGAAACCUCAGACGAAGAGGAUGCAAGCCAGCAGAUGCUAUCUGAACAGAGAAAGAGAGAGAAAGAGAACGGAACGGAAGAAAAUGAGGAGGAGAGAUGUGCUAAUCACAUGCAUGAAGACAUUGAGUCAAUCGACCAACCCAUGGAUGCAGUAGAGACCGAGGGUAUAUCUUCUCAAAAGCGUAAGGCCGAUGAAAUGGACGGCAGCGAGGAAGAGACGGCCAGGACCCCAGCCGCAAAGAAGGGGAACAUGAAUAAGAGACGCGAAUCUACGCUUACUGAGCGGGAGAAGAAAAACGCCGCCAAUAGGAGGAAGCGAGAGCGCCGCAGAAAGGCGAACCAGGCAAAACAGGGGAUGGAAAAAAGGACUACAUAG